Molecule: messenger RNA, 8506 nt
Organism: Anopheles bellator
Lineage: Eukaryota; Metazoa; Arthropoda; Insecta; Diptera; Culicidae
Exons: 5
Coding region: 82-3666 (1194 amino acids)
Cellular component (GO): cytosol
Molecular function (GO): mRNA binding
Source: RefSeq, a predicted model, not a curated record
CUAAGAAACAAGUGCAGUGAAGUGAAAUACUAUACGAAACGUAUUUUCAGUUGAAAUCAAGCGACCAAUUAAAAACCUAUCAUGACCGAAGCCGAGAAGAACGCCGUAGUCGCAACCGCUGAGGCAGAAGCUGAAGCCGAAGAAACUACCAAUGCCGAUAAUGAUGGAAAUGAGGGAGAAACUCAAAAGGACAAUGAGCACCAACGUAAAAUUAACGUCGGAAACUUACCCAAGGAUGUUACUGAACAGCAGCUUAGGGAUCACUUUGCCGGCCACGAGAUAGAGCGCGUUGAUAUUUAUCACUAUCUACGCAACACGCUGGCACUGUUGCUGUUUAAGGAUAAGAACAGCGCCCAGAAGGCGAUCGAUGAGAAAGAUGGAACAAUGUUGAACGAGCGUCGUUUGCGCAUUCACAUGGAGUACAUCACGAUUCGAUACACGAAGAAGGAUGUUAUUGUGCUGGUUGUGGACGACGAUAUGACCGAGGAAAAGCUUUAUGAUCUUGUAAAGGAACACAGCGAAGUGACGCAGGUAUUCAUCUUUCAUCCGCUUGGAUACGUGCAUCUUGGCAAGGAUGCCGAUAAAGCCGCCGUUCUGGAGAAGUUGAAUUCUUCAGGAUUGAAGGCUUACGACGUGAACGGACGCGAUCAGAACCAGCACGUUGAUUUGUGGCGUGCGGCGAAAUUGUUCUUUCGCAACCGCAACCGUGUGCAACUGCUGAACGUUCCGCAAAAAUGGGUCGAGGAUACUGAGGAGCUGAAGAAAGCUUGUUCAGAGGCCGGCACCAUCACGGAGGCGGUGGCUAACAACGUAAACCAAUCAUCGUCCAACUAUUAUGCCCGGAUCUUCUAUGAAACGGAGGAGCAGGCGCAAAAGGCGGCCGAACUGCUUAACGGCAAGGUGUUCGACGGGAAGCGCAUCCACGCCUUGCACCUGUCAUCCGCUCUGCUGCCCAACUAUAAAACAUCCGUCUACUUGACGUCUCUCGACCGUUCCGUUACCGAGGAGCAAGUGUACGAUCACUUCAAACAGUUUGGUGACAUCGAUUUCGUAAAUCGACGCAACUGUGGAGAUAAUGCGAUCAUCUGCUUCAAGUCUGAAGAGGCAGUAGAGAAGGCACUUACCUGCACUACGUUCCCGGCUCCAACCGAGGCCAAUAAGGAAGCUUCCAAACCGAUCACGGUGAAGAAAUACGAUGGUCCUUUGGUGUUGCGCGUGGCUGCCGUGAAGCGAAAGGCUACGGCGCGCCCAACUGACGGAAAACCACGCGAUGGACGCUCGCAGCGUGGUGGUGAGGGUGACAAAUCGCUCAAAGAAACUCUGUUCAAGCUACAGACGCUGUAUCCAGUGUACGUGUCCAACAUCCCGUUCAGUUGCCCAUCACACGUGCUGAAAGAGUUCUUUUCGGCAAAUGACGGCGAGGUUAAGUUCAUCUUUUCACCGCAGCACUUGGCCUACCGGCUAAGCGCCCCCCAGCCGGUUAAAACGGCCAUGAUUUACUAUACGCGCCGCAACGAUGCUCUGAAUGCGACUAAAAUGUUUGACAAAAAAGUGCUCAAUAAUCACCAUCUCUACGUGCUGCCCGGACGUGCCGACUCGUUCUUCAACCAGCAGAAAACCAUCAAGCUUUCCAAAAUUAACGAAUCGCUGUCGGAGGAUGCCAUUUUCCGCAAGAUGCGCCCAUUAGGUAAAGUUGUACGAUUGACGAAAAAGAGCCGCUCGGUGGCAUUCGUUGAGUUUGGAGACGCUGCCGAUGUUGAAAAAAUUCUGAAGAUGAAACAAGACGAGCUGCCGGUCAGUUGUGUCUUUUCGAAGAUCACAAAAGACCUCAGCCGCCGCCUGUACAAUGAAUCUGAUCCUCGCAUUCUUGGCACCAUCGUUCGGCUGUUGCGCCGCAACCCAAAAAUGCUGAACAAGACGACCGGGGCAGGGCCGCUCAUGGGCACCAAUAAUAGUCCUCAUGCUGUCGGUGGCCCCGGUCCGUUCCACGGUGGCAAGCGUCCCCGAAUGAGUGGUCCACCUGGUUUCGGAAAUCCACCUCACUUCAAUCCCAAUAAUGGUGGCAAUAAUAUGAAUAACAACCAAGCCAUUCAAGACCUUUUACGGUUGGCAUUCAUGUCCGGCAAGAACGUAGGCGAAAGCUUGGCGGCCGGUGGUGGCGGUGGUGGCAAUCAGGGCCACAACCGCGGCGGUAAUUCGUUCAACGCCAUCGAACCACCAAUUUCCAACCAAGGCGGUGGUAACAAUAGUGGUAACAACGCCUUUGGUGGUGGUGACGGUGGCUUCGGCGCCGGUGGCGGUGGUGGCCGCAAUCUGAACAACCGUCAAAACAACUCGAACUUCCGCGGCGGCAACCGCAACAACCAGAACUCUAACGUCGGUGGCAAUCGUAGCCUCGGCAGUGUUGGUGGCAAUAUCAACAGUGGCAACACUACCGGGAACAAUAAUUUCGGCAACAACCAGAACCCGAACAAUAGUGGUGGCCCCCGUGGCGGUGGUGGAAGUAGUGCCGCCGGCGGUUCCCUCGGUGGUAGCGGUCUUAUGAACAACCGCAACAACAUGAACAACCGUAACAAUAAUCAAAAUAUGAACAAACGUGGAGGAGGUAAUAUGCAGCAUCAGUCGCCGUUGCAGGGUACGGUUGUUGGAGUUGCUUCGGGAGGCAACCAAAACAACAACAGCAACAACAAUAAGGGAGGAAUGCGGGGCAAUAAUCAGGUCCAGGGUGCCGGUAGUGGCGGAAUGGGCGGUAGUGGAGGCGGUGGUGGCAAUAUGGGUAUGGCGAAUCGUUCGAACAAUAUGGGCGGUGGAAACCGUAACAAUCAGAACCGCAACAACUACAACGACAACAACUCGUUCGGUGGUGGUAGUAUGGGCGGUGGUAACAACAGUGGAUUUGGAGGAGUUGGUGGUGGCAACAACUUCUCAAAUGACAAUUUCGGUCGCAACAAUGAUAACAAUUUUUCCAACGACAACUUUGGCGGUGGUCGUAACGACAGUUUCUCGAACGAUAGCAAUUUUGGCGGCGGCCGUAACAACUUUGGCAACCGUGGCAAUAACGAUAACUUUGGCGGCAAUCGAAAUGACAACUUUGGUAACAACAGAAACGACAACUUUGGUGGUGGCGGCGGAAGCUCCAAUUUUGGAGGUGCUAGCUCGUACGGCGGCGGUAGUGGCAGUGGUGGCAGUCGCUUUAACAACGACAACGAUGGUCUUUUCGGAGGCAACAAUGUGGGUGCGAGUGGCGGUGGCAGCAACUCUUUUAGUGGCAUGAACAGCCGGGGCAACAACGCGUCCAACAAUCGCUUUAGCGAUGAUAAUGUUGGCGGUAAUUUUGGCGGCGGUGGCAAUAGCAACCGUGGCGGCAACAACUACAACGAUAACAGUAGUUUCGGUAAUAACAACCGCGCAAACAACCAAAAACCACAGUCACUGUUCAAUCUGGGCGGUGGGGGUUCCAUCGGCUCCACUAAUUCCAAUAUGUCGUACAAUAAUUUCGGCGGAAACUCCAAUUCUGGCAAUACCUUCCGCAACAAUGAUAACAGCGGCGGAGGCAAUAAAAGCUGGACCAGUAAUAACAGUGGGCUUGGAGGUGGUGGCCGGUCCAACAACAAUCAGGACAACAUCGGUCGCUUGGCCGGAAGCCUGUUUAGCCGUCGGUUUUAAGUGCAUAAAGCUGGCUUUGCUUACUUGAUAUAGUGACCGAAAAGAAAGGAACUGGCCGCGAACGUCCACACACAUGCUUACCAAGUGUGUGCACCGUGGUAGACAGGUUUUCAAUGCAGAACGACCUCGGUUGUAAAAUCAUACCAGUAUGUAAUAUGCAAGUAAUAAGUUUCCACCACUUUUUUAUUACCCACCAAUAUCCUUCGACACGGAAGAGCGCAGAGCAUCAGAAUGGUGGGUUAAUAUUAUAGACAGAACAGGAUUUUAUGUUUGCGAUGAUUGCGAUGCGUGGUGUCCACUAACCUGUGCGAUCUAUACUACACUAGGCUUUAAUUUAUUACUUUACCUUUGACGACAUCCGAGUUCGUCUUUACUUUAUGCUCAAAUCUGUCGUCUAUAAGCCUCUAAAACAAAGGUUUUACUGUCUUUGGACGCAGUAGGCAGAGGGAGCUCUUGUUUUCGUGCAAAAAUGGCGCUUAAACGUUUUAAACAAUGUAAAUGAUAUACUUAGAGCGCAAUUAGGGAGGAACGACACACCACAAAAUACUGAUUACGUUUCAGUUUGUGUACACAUAGCGUAGAGACAUGUCCACCUUUUCCUCUUACAUUGACCACAAAAUGUAUACAUCCGAGGAAGGAACAUGUCCUAAAGAGAUGAAUUGACAAGUAAAUCAUAAACUCUAGUUGCUAAGAUGAAUAAAUUUAGAGCGAUAACUAUCAACACAACAAACUAAGCAGAGUCAAAAUGUACGUAGGGGAAACUGACGCAUAUAAGAAGCGUAAAUAGUGAACAAUACAAGUACGUUCGUGCACAACACACCUUCAUUCAUGACUAGAAGCAAGCUCUAUUGCUACGCCAGCUGGUGAAUUGUGUAGCCGAAAUUGUUUCCUAACAACACGCAGGAGCUAUUUUGCUACAACAGUAACCAGCGUGUGUGUAUGCUGACUCAAACAUAAUUUCGUCAAUGGAUCGAAAGACGACCAUUCAACCAUACGUGGGUUGCACUUACACUGAAAUUCGGUGGCAUUAAUUAGCUUGAGAACGUGGCGCAUGUUCUGUCAAAAGUAAUUGAAAAAUUCUCCUGAUAGCAAGAGCCGUGCCUCAAUAUUUUUUGCAACUUUAUUCUAUUCGAUGUUACACCAAGAAAAGCUUGUAGCAUUUAUUUGUUUUCUCUAAAUAGUUAUAAUCGAGAAUAAUUGACUGACCACAGAUUUUGUUGAUAUUAAACAACUUCUGUCCAGGUUACAGUAAUUUGUGUGAACGAUCGCCAAGAAAUGAGCACAUGCAGGCUCAAGUUGAUUUAAUUUUUGUAAAACAAAAUGUAACAAAUGUCGAAUCACGGCACGCGCGCCGCGUUCUAUCUAAAGCAUGAUUUCUCUUCUGUCCAGACUCAGCUUUUCGUAUAAAAGUCCACCUUUCCUCACUUGGUUUGAGACGAGGAAAUGAAGUAAGAGUUUGAAAAGGAUAAAUUAAGACGUUUAUUAUAAACUAGUAUUUCAACUCUUCUUUUACUGACUAUUUUUUCACACACAAUUUGCGCUUCCCGUGGCAUGUAUUGCAAGGCGGCAAAAAAUUAUCAUAGAAGACAUGUGCAGCAAUUAGGUCGCCGUGUUAGAAAAAGAGCAGAUACAUGUGAAGCAUUUGUUUUCAUUAACGCAAAACGUUGGAAGAUGACUACAACACCUGCACGAAUGGCUCGUAAAUGUUUUAGCUGUAAGUUUGUGGUAGCCCAUAUUGAACUUUGACAGGCUAAAUCUUUGUCCCUUAUUGCGCACGCAUAGACUGAGAAUUAUCGAAAUGUUUCACAUAAAACAAUGACUCAGUCUUAGAGAACUUCCAGUGGAUUUGUAUGUCACUUGGCACCUUCGAAUGCAUUACUAUAACGAUACUAAAUAAAAUCUUACAAAACCAACCAUUAUCUGUACCUGGUUAUGAUUGUCUAGUUAUAUUUUCGUAAAAACAGACAAUGCAUUGGGAAUUUGUAUAAUACUUCCUAUUUCCUCUUUACAGUACAAACCAAGACAUAACUCCACUGAUGAAAUUCUGCAAGGUGCAACGCCAUGCCACACUACGUGUGCUCUUCAGUACUCGAAUAAGUAGUACAGUCCUAACGCACCGACGACCGUAUGCUAGGCUAGUGAGAGCAUUUUCAUAUUUUAAGUAGGGUACUUGGAUUAGUACUUGUGCUUCACAGGAGAACUCAGCCUGGCAUGAUGUAUUGCCGUGAGCUUUACUUCGAACACAUUCGCAGAUCGUUACGUCAUCACGCUUGGGAAAGCAAUCAAUCGCAAGGACAAUCACACCACAGGAGAGCUGCUAAUAUGAAUAUGUCCGUCUGUUUGGCCGGAGGCGCCAAUUUUAUUUUUUCUGCACAGCAAAGCUAGUCCCGCCGGCUCAGGAGAAAGACAACCCGGACCCGGCAGUCAAUGCCACAAAAUAAACGCCUUGCCGAAUUUUGUAUCGCAGGGCGAUUAGUGGCCUCCCGAAUGUCAAGGCCACGAUGCUACGGCAAGGAUGAAAAGCCCGACCAUAAUUAUCCCCACUCACUAUGGGCACAGAAAGUUUUCGUGCAUUACGUUUGAGUAAGUACAUCUAUUCGCAUCCUACACUAGAGAGCAUAUUAAAGUGGUCCGUUUUCUCUGCCAAGACCCUGCGGUGGAGGACGGCAUCACAAUGUUCGCGCACUCAUAGUGCAGAAUCAGCAAAAUCCGAUCAUAAAGCCAUCCACCUUAUCGGCAAAAGUUUGAUGGACUUAGUGAUACGGUAGAUGCUAUCAGUCAUUGAUUCGGUUUUUGUUAUAAAUUAAUGACAUUGUCUUUCUUAUGUUAUGGGGGUCGGUUUAGUAAACAGGAUCAACAACCGUCGAUGUGCUAGUUCGUUCUACCAGAGUACUAGGACAGCAUUGGCAACAACGUGGCAUUGCGAGGAGUCACUACAAAUGCUUGCGAAGAAGUGCUGGGCUUAUCAUACCCGCCGUAUUCACCCACGUUUCAUGGGCUGUUGGUGAUAGAUGAUACUAAUAGUGAAGCCUGCAUUGAAUAAUGCUAAAUGUGGCAGACAAUUGACCAAAUGUAAAAAACGUAAACCUCGGGACGGUUGCUGAAGUUGGUUUCACAACACAGUAUUGAACGAGAACUGUGGCCCAAACACCAGCGUUUCUAAAACGUUCUCGUUGCGCAACGCUGAACGUUCAAUUCCGGGGCAUAUUAUGGCGUACUGAAUGCAACAACGACGAAAUACUUGAAUGCUGCUUCCUGGCCCGGCCUAUUUCUCCGGUUGCUGCUAUGUUCAACUGCUCAGCACUGGAGCUGGAGUUUGCAAGAACCAACACGCCGUAGACAGAUUGCUCUGCAGCAGCUGCAACACUUACGAAAUUACACGGAAGAGGUCGCCAGAGCGUGAUCAAAGCGAGCAAAGACGCAAAAGGGUGUUCAGCCUUGAAGAUGCUUCAAGCAUUGUGAACAAUGUGCUAUCCGAUAUCAUCGGGAAUGUAAGUAAAGUUGCCCACAAUACGUUUGCAUGACUUCGUAAGGGCACCGAUCCUAAAGCUCGCCUACAGGAUUGCCAAGUAUUUGCACUUCGUAAACCUCUUCUCCUCAUCUAUAUAAUUGUGUUUGUUCUUGUACUAUUAUUGUAACGACCCGGUUGAAGCGGCCGAUUAAAGAAAGUAUUAAAAUCUUGUUGCCAACAGACAUUCACAAGACACAAGCGCUAUAAAGUCGUCGCAAAACGCGAUUCAUAGUGGUAUUGACACAUGUUGCCUGUCAUCAAUUAUUGAUUUGGCAUCGGGUUGUCUGAAACCUGAAACUGAACCUCAGUAUUUUUAUAUCUACCUACAUUUUUGUACCAUUUAAUGAUGGCGCCUGACAUUAUUUUGUAGAAUUAACGAACGUUAUGUCUGUUACGAACAGUUCACUACUCACGUAACUUUGAUCUUACUUUUAGGGGCCCGAGAUUCUACGAUGGAAAAAGCUCCUCAGGGAGUGUUGACAACAAAGGUGUCUUUAUUAUCAAAUAAAUUACUACUAACUUAAAUUUCAUUCCAAAGCACGCAUGCAGCAGAACGUCAGCAGUUUACGGCGGAAAGCAGUGUCUUCGGUGGGGUAACUAUAAGGGCUAUCAAGUAACGUGAAUUGUAACCAACAAAUUAUUUAUUGCUUCAUGUUUCGUAAUAAUAUCGCUCUGCUCACAAAUGUAAACGAAAGAUUCCAAUGUGUUUCGAUUCACAGAAAUCGAUACGUGUAACUGUUACGCGGUGCAAACAAAAUGUGAUAAACUCUUAUAUUAGUAUUUAGAUAACUCGCGACAGUGUGUGCCAGUUGGUGUGAAUGAAUUGGUUAUUGAAGAGAUCGAUCCACCCGAAUAACAUUUGCGGUUGGAUGGGUCGAAGGAUGUUUAAUAAAACUGUCCAAAUGUGCCCAGCAACAUCCAUCCCUGGUGGUGGUAGCCAAAGAACGAUACGUGUCAUAGCAAAACACAAAACCGUGGAGGACGUAGAGGAUCGAUGUUCAAAAAUGAUUGCUCGUCAAGAACGUUUCGAACAUCGUGCUCGGCCCCAAUUCUGUUUAGUUGUUUUACCACCCCUCUAUGCACACAGAGUUGCUAACCACUGGGAUUUUGCUGUUGAGCCGUUUGACUCAAAUCAAAAUUAUACUGACUUUUAUUUCCUCUUUUCUAUUACAUUUUUCCACCGCUCCGUCACUUAUAACGUAACACGGCUGGCGACCGAUGUCCGUCCGUUCUGGUCUGUACUCUUUGGGGUUUCGUUCCUUCGUCUGCUGGUCUUUUAUUCGUUCCACUACGCACGGGUGUUUCUAUCGGUUUCUUCCGGUUUUCUAU